Molecule: messenger RNA, 8266 nt
Organism: Sarcophilus harrisii (Tasmanian devil)
Lineage: Eukaryota; Metazoa; Chordata; Mammalia; Dasyuromorphia; Dasyuridae
Gene: CHAMP1
Product: chromosome alignment maintaining phosphoprotein 1
Exons: 4
Coding region: 565-3381 (938 amino acids)
Biological process (GO): sister chromatid biorientation; protein localization to kinetochore; attachment of mitotic spindle microtubules to kinetochore
Cellular component (GO): nucleoplasm; spindle
Source: RefSeq, a predicted model, not a curated record
CCCCCCCCUUCUCCCGCACGCGACCGCGCGCACGCUCGCGCACCCGGGGAAACAGCCUGAGUCGCUGCGUCUCCGCCAUUCGGGAAAGGAGCCGCGCGCGCGCAGCAGGGGCUCGCGGACCCAGUCUGGGAGGCCGCCGCCGCCGCUGCCGCUGCGUGGCCUCCGGUCCGCGAGGAACGGACUGUCCCGGUCCCACCCCCCUGGCCCGGCUCUCCCCGCACACCACGUGCCCGCCGCUCCCCCUCCCCCUCUGCCCUGCACGGUCAAUCCCUCAACAUUCAUGUUUGCUUCUCUAUGCAAGAUGAAAGCCAGCUUAACUGUGGCUUAGCUUAAAAAGCCAUGUUGGAUAUCUGGUCUUUGAAUACUAGUUUUGAAGCAUCUGGGAAGAAUGAAGACAUAAAAGUAUUUUUCCAAAAUUUUGGAUAAUGCCAGGGAGAGCUACAAAAAUUUAAGGGGAGAUGUGGGGAAAAGGAUUAAUACUCUGAAGAAAACUCUUACCAGUUCUCUCAGCAAUAUUGACGUGAUUUCAGAGGACCUGUGCAAGUUCUAACAGAUUUUUUAAAAAUGGAAGUAUUCCCAGAACUUCGUAAACAACCAGAACGUUUGGAAUGUGAUCACUGCAGUUUCAAAGGCACAGAUUAUGAAAAUGUACAAAUUCAUAUGGGUACCAUCCAUCCAGAGUAUUGUGAUGAAAUGGAUGCUGGUGGAUUAGGUAAAAUGAUAUUUUACCAGAAAACUGCAAAGUUGUUUCACUGCCAUAAAUGUUUCUUUACCAGCAAAAUGUACUGCAAUGUGUACUAUCACAUUACAUCCCAACAUUCAGUAAAAGAUAAGUGGGAUGAUAAACAGAAAAAACAGUUGGAUAAGGAGACAGAAGCUGUGAAAACCCCUCUCUUCCCUGAGUCCCAGAAAAUGUCUAAUUCAUCUGAAAUUCAGAAAUCCAUGCCUGUUUUUUCAACAGAGUCACAGAAACCUACUUUUACUCAAUCUUCAGAAUCACCUCACACUACUCCUGCUAGUUCUCCAGAGCUCCAGAAAUCUACUUCUGGAGAGUCACAGAAACUUUCUGUUGGCUCUGACUCUCAAAAACCUGUCCUUUCUGAAUCUCAGAAAUCUUCUCCUGUUCCUUCUCCAGAAUCCCCAGAACUUGUCCCUUCUUUGGAACUACAGAAACUUACUUCUUUGUCUCCCGAGCCACAGAAGUCUCCUGUUGCUAAUCCCUUGGCCCAGAAGCUCUCUCAUUUUACAGAGACAUUGAGAACUCCUUUGUCAACUUCUCCCGAACCACAAGAACCAGUUCUAGCUUCUUCUCCUGAGCCUUGGGGAUCAUCUCCAAGUUCAUCUCCUGAAUCCCAGAAACCAGCUCUGACUGAAUCUCCUGAACCUAGGAGGCCGUCACCAGCUGUUUCUCCCGAGUCUUGGAAACCAUCACCUGCUGUGUCCCCUGAACCAAGAAGGCCAGCUCCAGCAGUAUCGCCAGGUCCUUGGAAACCUGUGGUAUCUACGUCCCCUAGACCUUGGAAACCUCCUCCUUCUGCAUCACCUGGACCAUGGAAGCCUACUAAUAAGCCUGCUCCUUCUGUGUCUCCUGGACCUUGGAAACCUUUACCUCUGUCACCUGGACCUUGGAAGCCAAGUCAACCUAUGUCACCUGGAUCCUGGAAGCCUUUACCUGUAUCACCUGGUUCAUGGAAAUCUACCACAUCUGAGGCCUGGAAGCCUGGACCCCCAGAACUUCGAAAGACAUCUCCUAUGUCACCUGAACUCUGGAAACCAGGUCCUUCUUCCCCAGAGACUCGCAAAACUGGUCCCCCAUUGUCCCCUGAGCCUCGUAAACUAAGUCCCUCAUCCCCAGAAGCUCGUAAACCAGCUUCUUCAUCCCCUGAGGCCCGGAAGAUUGGUCCCUCAUUAUCCCCAGAGUCUCGGAAGGCAGGUCCUCCGCUGUCACCUGAACUCCGUUUGCCAGGUCCCCCAUUGUCUCCUGAAUCCCGUAAAUCAGGUCCUCCAUUGUCCCCUGAACUUCGUAAAAUAAGUCCCUCAUUGUCCCCUGAAGCUCGAAAAACAGGUGCCCCUUUAUCACCCGAGCUCCGAAAGCCAGGUCCCCCACUGUCCCCUGAAAUUCGGAAGGCAGUUCCCCCAUUGUCCCCUGACCUUCGUAAGUCAGGACUUCCAGUAUUAUCUGAGCUCCGUAAGUCAGGUCCUCCAUUGUCCCCUGAGCUCCGAAAAUCAGGCCCUUCAAUGUCUCCUGACCACCAAAAGUCUUCAGUAUCACCAGAACUCUGGAAGGUUUCUUCUGAUCAGUGGAAACCUUCUAUUUCUGGAGAGUCUUGGAAAGCUUCUAAUGAUUUUACUGAAUCCCAGAAGACUCCUGGGUCUCCAGAUGUCUGGAAGUCUUCCUUUUUUCUUGAACCUCAGAAACCUGUCUUCCCUGAAUCCCGGAAACCUGGUUCAUCUGAAUCUCUUAAAUUGGCUUCUGAGACCCGAAAACCUACUAUUUCUGGUGAUGUUGACCACCGAAAAUCUACCCUUUUCUCUGAGUCCCCCAAAAGCAUAUCUUCUGAGUCGCGGAAACGGGCUCUCUUCCCAGAAUCAAGGAAACAUACCCCUUUUCCUGAGCUUCACAAAUCUGUUGCUAUUUACCCUGAAUCUCAGAAGUUAGUUGAAUCUAGUGAGUUUGAUGUCCAGACAGAGACCAUGGAAGAUGAAAAAGAUGAUAUUUUGACUCAGGAAGAUGCAUUAUAUUCUUGUCAAAAGAAGUUCAAGAAAGAUAACCCAGACAACUCUGACACAGAACUUAGUAGUAGUGAAUGUGGAAAAGCAGAUUUAGAUUUCCUAGAUCUAAAGGGCCAGGAAUCCAACAGUGAUCAAGAGCAAGUUGAUGUGGAAUCAGUUGAUUUCAGUAAGGAAAAAAUGGAUGCUACUGAUCAGCCAAAAAGCAUCCUGCAGUUUACAGAUGAGAAGGAGGCUUUUAUCUCUGAAGAGGAGAUAGCAAAAUAUAUGAAGCGAGGAAAAGGAAAAUAUUUUUGCAAGAUCUGUUGCUGUCGUGCUAUGAAAAAAGGUGCUGUUUUGCAUCAUUUAGUUAAUAAGCAUAAUGUUCAUAGCCCAUAUAAAUGCACAAUAUGUGGAAAGGCUUUUCUUUUGGAAUCUCUUCUUAAAAAUCAUGUUGCAGCUCAUGGGCAAAGUUUACUUAAGUGUCCCCGUUGUAAUUUUGAAUCAAAUUUCCCAAGAGGCUUUAAGAAACAUUUAACUCAUUGUCAAAACCGCCACAAUGAAGAAGCUAAUAAGAAGCUUAUGGAAACUAUUGAGCCUCCUCCCCCACCCCCACCCCCACCUCCCCCUCCACCACCUCCCCCUCCUCCUCCCCCUGAAGAGCAAACCUAAUUUUGAAAAUUAUGUAUAAUAUACUUCCAAAAUUUGUUGAUUAAGAAUAACCCUUGAAAGUGUUGCUCUUUUAGCCAGUUAUGUAGUUUAGUUUGAAUAAGUAGAAGUAAAGAGUUGAAAAGGUUGUAUGAUGUUUAGUUUGUGUCAGUAGUAGUAUAGAAAAGAAACUUUUCAGGAUUUUUAGAGUAUCUGUUCAUGUGCCUAUCUUACAAUUCAAUAAAUUCAUACUGGAUAUUCCAGAUGGGUUGAAUUUCUUCUCUGUGUAUAAUACAUCUUGAAAGGUUAUAUACAUUCCAUUUAAUUAUAACUUUUACACAUAUUCUUAGAUAUGCAAUGAAAUUUAUCUUUUUUGUGAAACUAAGUUCAAAUUGAGAGGCAGCAUACUAUGAGUGAGUAGAGAGAGCUGGCCUUGGAGUCAGGAAGAUGUUCAAGUCCCACAUCUUUACACAUUCUAGUAUUGUGAUCCUGGGCAAGUCAUAGCAGCCUCCCAAUGCCUCCAGGCAACAAUGAGACUUAAUUGUAGAACAGUUCCUUUGUAGAGCUGCUUUGGUAGAGCUGAGUAUCUUUGCCUCAUAAAAUCACAAGUCUGGACCAAAAAAAUAAUCCUUUAAAAAAUUUAGGUGGCUUAAUAAUGACAGUGUUUAUGAAUUAUGAUUCAUAAUAAUGAGUUAUUAGGGGAAAAUGCCCCAGCUAUCUUUUUUUCCUUCAAAAGCAGUUUUAUUUCUUAAAUCAUUUGGAAUAUCUUUUUUGCUUUAAUUGUUUUUUUCACAGAUCUAAGUCAUUUUGAAAUUUGGGAAUUUAAUAACACAGAAGGUAAAUUGGCAUUAUUUGUAAGUCUUGAACCAUUUCUAAAGUACUGAUUAGAUUUUUUUCUUUUAUAUGUUUUGGAAAAUUUUUAAAUUUUUAUUGAUAUGAUAUAUUAGAAAUAGAAGUCUAUAAAAGAGCAACAGCAGUGUACAAUAUUAUAUAUCAUAUUCCUCCAUUAGAAUGUAAGCUCUUUGUGAGCAGGAAUUUUUUUACUUUUGUCUUUGUAUCCUCAUUGCCUUGCACAUAGGCGCUUAAUAAAUGCUUGUUGGAUUGGAUUGGAAUUUUAGGUUUGUGGGAAAUAUGAUUUAUUUUUAUUUUCUGUUAUCCUUAAGGAAUUUUUACUCCUGUUCACUCCCCUGAUCCUAAGAAGUGAUAAUUAGAACACAGGAAGAGUGGAAGAUACUGGGAAACUUAACCUGGUCCCAUACUGCAAUUGACAACCCUGUUAGUAUGAGUUAGCAAGGGAAUAAGUGAAAUUAGAUUUGGGGAACUGAUAGAGAGAAAAUGGUAUAAUAGUAUAUGAGAUAAUAAAUAUCUACCAAAUCUAGAAGCAUCCCUCUCAAAAACAAAACAAAACCCAUCAUUUAACAAUUCUAUACUCUCUUGUUAUUUUACGCCAUGAUUUUUGUCUCCUCAUAUGGUACUUCUACUACAAAUGAGAUUUUGUUUCUAAAUUUGAUUAAAUUUGCAAACAUCAUGGAGAAUUACUCCAAAGAAGUGAGGAACACAAAUUCUAAAGAGAAGGUAAAUUUGGAAGAAUGUAAGCAAAAUUUGCAAGAGCAUGAAUUUUAUGUAAACCAAAAUGACUGACCUUGAAGAAAAGGUCCACAAACAUUACUUUACUGAGAUAUAGAUCUAGAAAAGCAGGACAAAAAACUUAAUACAAUUCUUAAGAAAAUUUUAAAAAGUCAGAUUACUGGAAUAGAGACAGCAAGGAAUUGAUUAAGCAGAUCCAUAGAUCACUGUCAGAAAAAACGUCACACUUCAAAUUCCAAGAUAUUUGAUGGUUAAGUGUAACGUUUUCAGUAACAAAUUUUAUAAGCAUUGUGGAGGACUUUCAAGUACAAAAGAAAGGUAUCACAGAGAACAAAAGACCAAUGGGCAACCCAAAUCAAUCUUGCAAAGUUGAACCCAAUCAUCAAGGGAAAAAGGUACUUCAAUGAAAAGAAUUUAAACUUCAAAUCCCGGAGGUGAACAGAUAAUUUUAUUUUAAAUACCCCAGAACUCAAGAAAGGCAAAUUGAGUAAGAGAAGAUGAAUAAAAAAUGUCAUCUAUAUAGGCUAUUUAAAAGCAUUGAACUGUGGGUAAAAGUAGUUCCUGAAGGGACAUCUCAAGAGGAACUUGAUUGAGAGAUUAGAAGGAAGAAAAGAUGUAUUAAUACUCCAUGGAGUAGUCCUUGUUCUCUUAAAAAAAUUAGUAUUGUAUAUUGUACCAUAUAAUGAUAGAAAAUUGGGCAGGUGAUUAAAAGGGAUGUAAGAGAUAGUAAAUAAAUGAUGUAGUCCAUCACAUGUUGGUAAUGAUAAUUUCUUUAGCUUCUGCCAAAAAGGGGCCUAUGGAAGAAUGAGACAAAAAGAAAUGGCUAGGAAGGAUUGAUAGAGAGUUGAAGGUUUUUGGCUAACAUUCCUAUUGGGAAAGGAGAUAACAUUCUUGGGAUCUUAUAAAGGAUUGUGUGGGAAGACAUUUUGAGAGACAUUUUCUAACAAAAUGCUAAGGACUAGAACUUAAUCUUCCCACCCCCGAAGAGGAAAAGUAUGAGUUCCUCAAAGAACUCAACUACCCAGAGGUUUGGUGGGUAAUAUGAUAACAUGGUUUGAGGAAUGGAGUAUCAUUGUUUACUAUGCUUAUACUAUGUGUAUUGGGUCCAUCUUCUAUUUCAAAGAACAUAAUGGAUAAAGUACCCAUUAUGUAAUGGAUGUUAAAUGUGAAAUAAUAAGUUAUCAGAACUGGAGUUAAAAAUGAUCUUGACCCCAAUCUUGCUUGUGACCCCAACUGGUUGUUUGACUCUAGGUGUCAGUCUCGAUAUUGGAGGUAACUCUUUUUUAAGUUACUUAACAAAUGUUGGGCUAUGUUAAUAAGUAAUAUCUUUGUUAGGAAUUUUAUCCACUGAAAUCAAGUAGAUUUUAACAGAUAUAUCAAACAAGUGGGAGUUCAAAUUUCUGAAUAAGAAAAGAAAAAAUGAGUAUAAAAUAAAGGAAAAGUUGAAAAAGGACAUAGCAAAAGAAUGUUAACUGAAAAGUUUAGAGGGGAGAGAUUGUGGACUACCCGUGAAUAGAUUAGUGUCAGAAGAAGAGUAAAUGAGAAAUGAAUCAUUUAAAUAAAAAGAAACAAUACCACAAAACAACUUGCAGGAAUAUACUAGUUAUCAACAUAUGAAAUUAUUCAUAGGAAUAGCAUUGACUUACAAGAAAAUGGAGGAAAGUAUAAGCUUAACACACUGAUAUAAAUGUGAACGGAUCAAACAUUUCAAUGAAAUGAAUGACAAGAUGUUGGGAAAAAAAAACCAAAUCCAAAGAUUUGCAAUAUGCAAGGAAUACAUCUUUAGGGGGAAAAAAUAGAUUAUUGCAUACUAAACAAAGAGGCUGGAACAAAAUUUUCCAUAUAUCAGAUUGUUCUAAAAAGAAAAAAAAAAAAAAGGAGCUACAAUUAUGCUGUCAAAGUGAAAAUAAUUAGAAUUAAGAGAGAAAAACAGGGAACCAUGUUUAAAGGAAAUCUGGACUGUGAACCAUUAUCAGUACUAAACAUCUGAUAGCAACGUAACCUCUAUGUACCUAAAGGAAAUUAAAGUGCAUCAGAAAAUACCAACAGUCACAUGGUAUUCAUGAAAUUUUAAUGCUACUUUCUCAGAACUUGGCAAAUCCAACAUAAAAAGGAAAAACAAAUGAACAAACUUCUGGAGAAGCUAUAUCCGAAGUAAUUGUUAUAUUUUCUGAAUGACAUUAUUAAAGAAUAUGCCUCUUUCCCCCAUAUUAGUCAUGUUGUAUAAGAAGAAACAGAACACAAGAAAAUAAAGUGGAAGAAUGCUUUAAUCUGUAUUAAUACCUCAACAAUUCUUUCUUUGAUUUUCCAUCAUGAGUCUUUUGAAGUUGUCUUGGGUCAUUGAAGAAUAUAUCUAUUUCUAAGCAUCACAUAAAAUAAGUGGUAUAGUGUAUAGAACGCUAGACUUAAAAGUUUUAAGAUCUGAGAUUGAAUGCUGUCUCAGACAUUUAGUAAAUGUAUGGUCUUAGGCUAGUCAGUUAUCCUUUGUGUGCUUCAAGCUCCUUAUCUGUAAAAUUUUAAUAAUAGCAUCUUUUCACUGUGAGGAUAAGAUGAGAUAAUGUGUAAAUACUAUGCAAAUCUUAAAGUGCUACUAUGUAAGUUACAGUUUUCAGAACACAGAAACAUUAAGCUUUUUAAAAUAGCUAAUAAUAAAGGCAUAUUUAAAAAUCACUUGCAGUAAAAGAAUAGAAGCAACAUAAAUGUAAAUGGAGACUAAGUGAUAUACUAAAUAAAUGGUUAAAGAACAAAUAAAAAAUAAUACUAUUCUGAUAAGAGAAUUAUAACGAUGAGACAAUAUGAAAGUUUGUUGGAUGAAGAUUAGUCUUUGGAGGAAAAAUUAUAUCUGAAAAAAUGAUUUAAAAAAUAUUAAAGAAGAGAGUAUGUAAUUUUAAAAUAACCUAGAAAAUGAGGAAACAAAAUUAAGACAAAAAAGGGACAUUUGAAAAAUAGAGGAGAAAUAGGUAGAUAGAAAACAUAGCAAUGAUUAAACCUAAAAAUUAGUUAUUUGAAAAUACUCAAAUUUUUGAUUUAUCAAUUUAAAAGUUCUUUCCAAUGAUGCUGGUUCUUGUCCCAUCUUCCUUGGCUGUCAGCCAUGAUUUGUCAAAAGUUGAAACUUCCAGGCAUCUAACCACUGUAUUUAAUUCCUUCCUCACAUCUCAUAAGCUUCAGGAUAACAGUAGGUUACUCUUAACAUCUAUAUAUCAUCCCUUCAUUUAACCACAUGACUAAUUCAUCUUUCCUUUACAUUAUACAGUUCUUUGAUUAUGUCCUUUAAUCCCAUAAAAAGUUAAAAAAAAAAAAAAAGACUAGCAAUUGAUUAAAC